Molecule: messenger RNA, 1942 nt
Organism: Eucalyptus grandis
Lineage: Eukaryota; Viridiplantae; Streptophyta; Magnoliopsida; Myrtales; Myrtaceae
Product: BSD domain-containing protein 1
Exons: 2
Coding region: 116-1672 (518 amino acids)
Cellular component (GO): cytoplasm
Source: RefSeq, a predicted model, not a curated record
AUAACUUUCCAUCGAAUUCAUCUUCUUCUCCACUCGGCCACUCCACAUCCACCGCCGAUCUCUCUCUCUCUCUCUCUCAGCUCCACCGGAGGAAAACCCCCGGAAAAAACUCGUCAUGAAUUUCUUCAACUCCGUCUUCUCCGACGACCCGGAUCCCGCCCGACCCGAAUCGCCUCCCGGAGACGACGAUCCGUCGCGAGGACGAGGAGGAGGAGAAGCCACCGCCGCCGCCGCUCCGGAGCCGGACCGCCCGUCCUAUUCCCGGUGGGGCGGCCUGGGCGGCCUCGUGAAGACCCUCACGACCAAGUCCGAGACCGUGCUCGAGACGUACCGCCGCGACCUGCAGGAGUUCGGGCUGGGCCUGCGGAAGGAGAUCCAGGAGGCGCACGGCUCGCUGGAGAACGUCGGCCAGGCCAUCGACGAGCUCGGGUCCUCGGUCAUCAAGGGGACGGCCCAGAUCAUCUCCCAGGGCAAGGAGGCCAUCCUCACCGCCGAUCUCAGUCCGGACCCCUCCGAUCAGGGCCACGGCAGCGGCGGCGGGCACCAGUCUUUCGCGAGGUACAGUCGGCUGGACGCGCAGGUUCGCGCGAUCCGGGGCGAUGCCGGCACCUUCAGCGAGGAGCCGGAGGAUGCGGAGGACUACGGCGGGUGGAAGACGGGGUUCGAUCUGGGGGAGAAGAGGGAAGAGAUCGAGAGGUUGAGGGAGGAAGAUGGGCCCGUCAGGGGAUUCUACUAUAGGCUAGUGCCCGGUAGCAUCGACGGGGAUACGUUCUGGCUUAGGUACUUUUAUAGGGUGCAUAAGCUCGAGCAGGCUGAGAAUGUGAGGGCUAGUCUGGUGAAGAGGGCGAUCUCGAGCGAGGAGGAGGAGCUGAGUUGGGACGUUUAUGAUGAGGACGAUGAUGAGGAUGUCGACGGCGAGAAGGAAUUGAAGAAAGGAAGUAGAUUGAGUAAUGCAGUGUCUUCUGCAGAGGCAGUUCAAAUGGGCAAUGUUGAGGAUGGAAAUUUGGGGGAAGCUGUGAAGAAGGGGAAGGAUGGUUCCUCUGAGGAGGAAAUGGAAUUGGCUUCAGGGAUGAUGCACAGCGUGGAAUCAAAGGAUGCCUAUGGGAAGGAAACAGAGGAUAGAGCCGAUGAGAAAAUUGGGAAGUUGGGUAGUGAUCUGCAUCAGACGGAGGUAGACAUUGAAGAAUCGAAAGAACAGAAGGCGGAGAAUCAGGGUGGGGAAUUGCGAGUUAGUCCAGCUCCUGAAGCUGUUGGUGAGAAGGUGGAGAAUGUGGGCGGUAAGGAUAGCAGUGAGGGUGUCGCUCUUGUCCCAAAUGAAGGAAAUGCGCCCGAAGAGGAUGUGCAUUUGGAAAAGGUUUCUGAUGUAAACAGCAGAAAUUCUUCGUCAGCACCCCAAGAGAAUUCAGCCUCAAACGCGAUAGCUGAGCCUGGGAAAUCGAAAGAGAGUAACCCUGCUGCUGCACUGAGCAAUCCAUCGGCAGCUGAGGAGGAGGACCUUGGUUGGGAUGAGAUUGAGGAUCUUAGCGGCAUCGACGAUCAGAGAGUCACUCCAGGCGGGACUCCAAGUACAAGUAGGGAUGAUCUGAGAAAGAGGCUGAGUGUUGCAGAGGAGGAAGAAGACUUGAGUUGGGACAUUGAAGAUGAUGGUGAUGAGCCUGCUGCCAAAGCUUGAUCGGAGGAAGAAGACUUGAGUUGGGACAUUGAGAAUUCAGCCUCAAUUGUCGUGUCUUGAUUCCUUCUGACUAUUAAGGUUAUGCAAAGUAUGUUCCUAGGAGGAUGUUUCAUUUCCAACUUCAAUUGUUAGAGAUGCAUAUGUUUCUCUGGAAUUGUGUCUCUGGUAUGCCUUGUUCAACUGUCAUAAAACAGUGUUCAUAAAAUGGUUCUCUUUAUCAAUAUAUGCAGACAUUGUUGAUAUAAAGAAAAACUAGUGCUUCUACGAUUA